This is a messenger RNA of Delphinapterus leucas (beluga whale), 3987 nucleotides long. The record is from RefSeq and is a predicted model, not a curated record. Lineage: Eukaryota; Metazoa; Chordata; Mammalia; Artiodactyla; Monodontidae.
GCUGCCGCCCGAGCGAGUCGAUGAGGACGAGCGAGAGGUAGGACCACGCUGAAGUGCUGGGCGGCUCGCCAUCUUCUUCAGCCUCUCGGCCUUCAUGCAGGAUGCUGUGUUCUGUGCUCUUUUGUGAAUGUCUGUGGCUGAUAACUGCUUAUGCUCAUGAUGAUGACUGGAUUGACCCCACAGACAUGCUUAACUAUGAUGCUGCUUCAGGAACAAUGAGAAGAUCUCAGGUGAAGUAUGGUAUAUCAGAGAAAGAAGAGGUCAGUCCUGACUUAUCACAUGCUGAUGAAUUGUCAGAAUGUUACAGCAGACUUGAUUCUUUAACUCAUAAGAUCGAUGAGUGUGAAAAGCAGAAGACAAAAGACUGUGAAAGUCAAAGCAAUCCUGUUUUUAGGAGAUACUUAAAUAAGAUUUUAAUUGAAACCAGAAAGCUUGGCCUUCCUGAUGAAAACAAAGGUGAUAUGCAUUAUGAUGCCGAGAUUAUCCUUAAAAGACAAACCUUGUUAGAAAUACAAAAGUUUCUCAGUGGAGAGGAUUGGAAGCCAGGAGCCUUGGAUGAUGCACUAAGUGAUAUUUUAAUUAAUUUUAAGUUUCAUAAUUUUGAAACAUGGAAGUGGCAAUUUGAAGAUUCCUUUGGAGUGGAUCUAUAUAAUGUAUUCAUGAUGCUUCUGUGUCUGCUCUGCAUCGUGGUGUUAGUAGCUACUGAGCUGUGGACAUAUGUUCGUUGGUACACCCAGUUGAGACGUGUUUUAUUCAUCAGUUUUCUCAUCAGUUUGGGAUGGAAUUGGAUGUAUUUAUAUAAGCUAGCCUUUGCCCAGCAUCAGGCUGAAGUUGCCAAGAUGGAGCCAUUAAACAAUGUGUGUGCUGAGAACAUGGAUUGGACUGGAAGUCUCCUGGAAUGGCUUAGAAGUUCAUGGACCUAUAAGGAUGACUCAUGCCAAAAAUACUAUGAGCUCUUAUUAGUCAACCCUAUUUUGUUGGUCCCACCAACAAAGGCACUAGCAGUUACAUUCACCAACUUUGUCACGGAGCCAUUGAAGCAUAUUGGAAAAGGAGCUGGUGAAUUUAUUAAAGCACUCAUGAAGGAGAUCCCAGUGUUACUACACAUUCCAGUGCUGAUAAUUAUGGCAUUAGCUGUCCUGAGUUUCUGCUAUGGUGCUGGAAAAUCAGUUAAUAUGCUGAGACAUGUGGGUGGCCCUGAAAGAGAACCACCCCAGGCACUUCAGCCAGGUAAAAGAAGAUGGCAGCAGGAAAUUGAUUAUAGACCCCAUGGUGGAGCAGGUGAUGCAGAUUUCUAUUAUAGGGGCCAGAUUGGCCCCAUUGAACAAGGCCCUAAUGACAAAACAUGUGAGGGUAGAAGAGAUGUUUUGAGAGAGAGAGAUGUUGACUUGAGAUUUCAGACUGGCAACAAGAGCCUUGAAGUGCUUCCGGCAUUUGAUUUACCAGACGCAGAGGCGAGAGAGCAUCCCAAGGUGGUACCCAGUCAUAAAUCACCUAUUUUGGAUACAAAGCCCAAAGAAAUUGGUGGAAUCUCAGGAGAAAGCACACUGACUGAAAGCAGCCAGUCUGCUAAGCCUGUCUCUGGCCAAAAGAUACCAGAGUGUGUGGAAGGUUCCCCUGCAGUGGAAAAGGCCCAGCUCAGGACUGACACCACAGGCGGCCCAGAGGAAGGCAGCACGUCCAGCCCAGCACUGCAGUGAGGGUGUGUGGAAGGGAUCCAGACUGCAGCCCAUGUGGCUAGAGGAACACAGACAUGGACCACAGCUCUGAGGUCAUCUUUGAGUUUUGUAAAGUAUACUCCUCACAGCUAUUUCUUCUUCUCUACAAAUAUUCUGUUAUUUACUACACAGGUGCCAACUUAAACAUCAGUAUUUUUACUCACAAUCAGAAUUAACAAGCACACGUGUAUCUCUGUUUAAUUUCAUGUUUCUUUGAUAUUAAGAUGCAUUAUAAAGUUUUGAAGUGUUAAUUCUCGAACAGGAUCUCAUAGAUGACAUAUGGCAAGCAUUAAUGAUUUUGAAUAAUCAAAGAGGCCAGUUUGAAUUAGGGGACAUUGAAAAAGAAGUUCUGUUGUUUACAGGCAUAUAUAGGAACCAACUCACCAAAGUGUGUGUUGCCUCGUGGAAGUCCUGUGAUACCUACUUUAGUUAACAGAAUUAUUUGUUGUGCACUGGACUCAGAAUAUUUCAAGUGGUAGGUACUCAAAACCAACAUUUAAGGAAAGUCACUGUAGUCAUGCUUACCCUCUUCAGUCACUUCAGCAUUUUAGUGCAGCCACGGAGUCUGCAUCACCAGUGUCAGUCUGCCUCGUGUAGGCUGCCUGCAGAUCAGCCUUCAUCUCUCAACUCUUACCGCUAUUACUGGGCCUGCUUCCUUAUCACCCCCUUUACUUUAUCCUUAGCUAAGACAGAACUGAAGAUUGUCAGGGGAAUUUAGAUUACAUAGCUUGUUAAGUCAGUAAUCUCAGUUUUACAUCCUUUGAGAAUGGCUUUAUUUCCCCAGCAGAUGAAGUACACAGGCUUUAUAAGAACUGUUUUCCUUGCUACUCAGAAUCCCAGCAGUUGUGAUUGUUAGAUAUUACUAUAUCUUAUUUAUAUUACAGUAAACCAUAUUGUCCAAGCCAUAUGAAGUUCUAAUUUUUAGAGAUCUAUACAAAGAGAGGAAUAAAUACCACAAUAAGGAAAACAGAGUAGGAUUUUUUUUUUAACCCUAGACAGGUGAUAUAAUCAACAUUUCAAAUUAGUUAUUCUGAUUUUUAAACUAUUCUUCAUUUUAAACUUUCUAAAAAAGGAAUUUAUAAAUUUUUCACAAGAUCUAACUAGGAAGCACAUAUAUUACACAUAUUCGGGUAUCCUUUAUCUUAACCUUCAUACUACAAUUUAUAUUCAGCUGCUUACUAAAAAUGAUAGCAGUCAGGAAUGGUCUUAAAAUUUUCAUGCAGGCAUUUCUUUCAGAAAAAAAGAUGUAUUUAAAGCAUUUGCUUUUUUUUUUUUUUUUUUUGCAGUACGUGGGCCUCUCACUGUUGUGGCCUCUCUCGUUGCGGAGCACAGGCUCCGUAUGCGCAGGCUCAGCGGCCAUGGCUCACGGGCCCAGCCGCUCUGUGGCAUGUGGGAUCUUCCCGGACCGGGGCACGAACCCGUGUCCCCUGCAUCAGCAGGCGGACUCUCAACUACUGCGCCACCAGGGAAGCCCAGCAUUUGCUUUUUGAUAUGUUUUUUACGUGAAAUGCAGAAAUACCCCCUUUUUGGCUCCCAGAAGCAUCACUUAGAUGCCUGUAACAAUUUAAUUUUAUGUGUUAAUAUUAUUUCCUAGCUUCGUACUGCAAACAGUAUUUCAUCAGAAAGGUAAUUUUCUCCAAGAAAUGCAAAAGGAUUUUAUAUAAAACUUUAUAACAUAGUAGGCAUGUAGGGAUGCCAGCAGUUUGGGAUAGAUUUGUGAACAUCGAUGAAUAUAAAGUAGUCAUCUGGGGGCUAGGCCUGUUCACACUGAUUGUAUGCUCUGAAGGUGCUAAUUAUCCUCUGAGCUGUGAAAUGAAUGCCUCAGUUGAUAGACUGUAACUGUGAGAGUACAGUUAAUGUUGUUUUGCACUUCUGACUGCUUUUUAUCCAAAAAUGAAUCUUUAAAAGAAAAUUUAAGAAAAAGUUCACCUUUGUAUUCUUUCAUUACAGAUAACCAUUUGGGGGUGAAAUCUACUUUGACAGCAGGGCAGCAAGGUACUGCUGUUGAAAGGUGACAGCAAUUCAGGGAAGACUUAUUAAAGCAAAUUGAAUAUAUCAAGGCCAGUUUAUAACUAGAAGAAACAGCCUUGUUUAUUGUCUAGCCAAUAUUUAUCAUUAAAAUCAAGGAUGAUAGUAACGAGCUUUUAGGAAAAUCAGAGUGGGGCAGAUAGCUUUUCAAAAGCAGUUUUUAAGUGGAAUGGAUAACGCUGAAUGUUUACAGGGUCUGAGAACUGCCAUAUACACAAAAUAAACACUUAUUUUUACAUUA